Morus notabilis is the source of this 417-nucleotide messenger RNA. Its product is annotated as flavanone 3-dioxygenase 3-like. Lineage: Eukaryota; Viridiplantae; Streptophyta; Magnoliopsida; Rosales; Moraceae. The transcript is spliced from 3 exons. The record is from RefSeq and is a predicted model, not a curated record. Bases 40 to 417 code for a protein of 125 amino acids.
AACAAUUUGAGUGUGCUUUCAACUCUAGAAUCUUCAAAAAUGCCCACUAUCAGUCUCAAUGACUUGAUCAGCCACAACUCCCAAACAAGGUCCAUAGUUGUUGAGAAACUUCACCAAGCUUGCAAAGAAAUGGGCUUCUUUCAGAUUACCAAUCAUGGCAUAAGCAAGAGGGUCAUUGAAGACGCUCUUGGCUCGUCGAUGAAGUUCUUUGAUCUGCCAAUUGAGGAAAAGAAUGCAUUUUCUUCUGAAGAUGUGUUUAGACCAGUGAGAUAUGCGCCUAUUCGGAGUAAUGAUCUAUCUGGAGGACGCUUUCAUAGUUUGCCUAUGGAAGAGAUGGUUGAGCCUGCUCUAGAGCUUUUUGACAAAGAAAAUCCCAAGAAAUAUAGAGCAAGCAGCUUAAGUGAUUAUAUUAAAUAG